This is a messenger RNA of Opisthorchis viverrini, 989 nucleotides long. RefSeq lists its product as hypothetical. The transcript has 4 exons. The record is from RefSeq and is a predicted model, not a curated record. Bases 483 to 989 code for a protein of 168 amino acids. Lineage: Eukaryota; Metazoa; Platyhelminthes; Trematoda; Opisthorchiida; Opisthorchiidae.
CCGAGACGGUCUGCCUCUGCGACUCCGUGAAAAAGCUGGGGGAGACAAAAAUGGUUAGUGCUGACCACUUCAUGGAAGAAGUAAUCAAGGAAUUUACAGCAUUGCACGAUGAGAAAAAACAUGACGCAGCUUACAAAUUGAUUUGUGACGCCAUACAAAACCGUGGCAUGAAUGAUCCUGAACUUCACUGGCGCCAUGCCAUGGCUUGUCGUGAUAUGGGUAUGCUGUUUGUUUUUCCAUGUUCUAACAGCUAGCCAUGACUGCGGGAAAAACGGAUAAGGCUCUGUACAAAAAGUUCGUUAACGAGGGCCUUGAAGCAGCUGAAACCGGAUUAAAACAGGAUCCUGAGAAUCCAAAAUGUCAUUGUGUAAGAAGAUCGGUUAUUAGAUUUCAACUCAUGGUUUACUUAGUGGUCAGCAAUACACCUGAACUACACGGCACAGCUGGAAGGAAUCAACAAACGAAUUGAAAAUUCAUUCAAAAUGAAAGAACAUUGGCUGAAAGCUAUUCAUGCCAAUCCGGGUGAUUCUGUUACCUUGCACGCUUUGGGGCGAUGUUGUGGUUUAGGUGCUUUGAGGUUACGGAUUUACCCUGGAUCAAACGCAAAUUUGCCCAGGCAUUUUUCAGUACUCCACCAACUUCCACCUACGAAGAGGUUCGUAGAUUGUGAUUGGGGUUUGAUCAUUCCGUCUUUCAGGGUCUGGAGUACCUGUUGGCCUCUGAGAAAGGUGAAUAUUUUCUUCGGUUUGUGCAAAGUGAUUUUCUUUGUAGCCUUCCCGAACCAACUUCCAAACAAUGCUCUUUAUCUUGCAAAAACAUACCAGCGUUUAAAGAAGAAUGAUUUGGCUAAGGAGUAUUGCGAACGUGUGUUGAAGUUUACAGAUACUGAUUUGGAAACAGAAGAAGUAUGCUCAUCUUGCUUAUAUCGGAAUAUGGCAUUUUUCUUUCAGGCCAAGAAGGAAGCCACUGAUAUGUUGAAGAAUCUGUAG